AAUAGGAAAAUUAAUUUAUUUCAUUAUUUACUGUACGCAAUUAUUUAUUUACAUAAUAUUAAAGUUUUCUAGACCGUCUAUUAUUUUUGAGAAGCAUUUUGGCAGGAUAUUUUGUUAGGUGUUUGGUUAAGUGAUCGUAGAUUAAAUAUGUUCUCGAACAAGGUAGUAAUUAUAACUGGAGCUAGCUCCGGCAUUGGGGCUAAAACCGCUUUGGAUUUCUCAAAAUUAGAAGCAAAAUUAGUUCUAACAGGCAGAAAUAAGCAGAAUUUAGAUGAUGUAGCGAAACAGUGCGAGGAAGUUUCUCCAAAAAAACUGAAACCACUUACAGUAGUAGCUGAUAUGACGAAGGAAAAAGAUAUUGAAAAUAUAAUAAAAGCAACGAUAGAUUUCUACAACAAACUUGAUGUACUUAUUAAUAAUGCUGGUAUUUUGGGAUCUGGUACAAUUGAAACAACGUCAUUACAACAAUAUGAUAGUAUCAUGAAUACUAAUAUGCGAGGUCCAUAUUACUUGACGAUGUUGGCUACUCCUCAUCUCAUAGCAAGUAAAGGGAAUAUUGUUAAUUUAUCUAAUGUAUCAGGUUUAAGAUCCUUUCCAAACAUCCUCGCUUACUGCGUAUCUAAAGCUGCCCUAGACCAGUUCACGAGAUGCGUUGCUCUUGAGCUAGGGCCAAAGGGUGUCCGAGUCAACGCUGUCAAUCCAGGUGUAAUAAUUACGGGGAUUCAUUUGAAAGGAAGUAUGACUGAACAGGAGUAUGAAGCUUACUUGAAGAAAUGUAAAGAAACUCAUGCUUUGUGUAGACCUGGAUACCCUAAUGAGGUAUCAUCAGUGAUUACAUUUUUGGCUAGUGAUGCUGCUAGUGAUAUAACAGGAGCUACACUACCAGUUGACGGUGGUCGACAUGCUAUGUGUCCUCGAUAAAUAUUAGAAAUUGAAGUUUCUGAAAUUCAUACAUAUUAUUAAAUUUUAUCCCUACCUAAUAAGUAACAAAGCAUCGAAUACGUAUUGAUAUAAAUUUUAUUGAUUAAUAUUUAUAAAAUUGUUAAUACAAUUUCAUUUUACUUAGUUGAAUUAGUAUAAGUAUUUACAGUAACAAUGUUGAUAUAUUUUUAAUAAAAAGGUUAUUAGUUGAUAUUUUGUCUAUAAACUAUAGAAGAUAUAAAGGAAAGGAAAUAAUAAUAAGUUAAAAUCCGAAUAACAGAGGUAACU
Molecule: messenger RNA, 1209 nt
Organism: Galleria mellonella (greater wax moth)
Lineage: Eukaryota; Metazoa; Arthropoda; Insecta; Lepidoptera; Pyralidae
Product: 3-oxoacyl-[acyl-carrier-protein] reductase FabG-like
Exons: 2
Coding region: 148-921 (257 amino acids)
Molecular function (GO): oxidoreductase activity
Source: RefSeq, a predicted model, not a curated record